This is a messenger RNA of Exaiptasia diaphana, 957 nucleotides long. RefSeq names its product trace amine-associated receptor 7h-like. Bases 1 to 957 code for a protein of 318 amino acids. The transcript has 2 exons. NCBI's taxonomy places the organism in Eukaryota, Metazoa, Cnidaria, Anthozoa, Actiniaria, Aiptasiidae. Gene Ontology annotation, biological process: G protein-coupled receptor signaling pathway. Gene Ontology annotation, cellular component: membrane. The record is from RefSeq and is a predicted model, not a curated record. Gene Ontology annotation, molecular function: G protein-coupled receptor activity.
AUGUCUAAUCAGAGCUCUGUCAAUUCCACACGGCAGUGCUUAAUAACAUUAGACUUCGAGCCAAAAGYCUUAUCUGCACUGCCGUCGGCCGUCACCCCGACAUGGAUAGGCAUCAGUUUAAUCAACAGUCUAGUGGUCCCYCCGAUAGUUGGAAUCAACAUCUUGAUCAUUUGGACCGUGUUUGAAGACGAACGACUCCGUUCAGCCAGUUACAACAUCUUGCUAGCUGCCCUGGCCUUAACCGACGUACUGGUAGGCUUGAUUGCCCAGCCGGCAUUUAUAGCUCUCAACGUUUGCCUUUUACUCGAGUGCCCAUACACCUGUUCGCUGACGAACGCGUAUAUGCUUUCAUCUCUGAUAUUGUGCUGCUGUUCGAUCGCUACCCUGACAGUUGUUUCCGUGGAGCGAUAUAUAGUCAUCGAGCAUCCCUUCUAUCGUUCGGAGGUGACUGUGUCAAGAGUUUUGGUGGCGACUGCGCUGAGCUGUACAGUCUUGUCCUCAAUCUUAGUGGUGACUAGGUUACUGUCCGAUAUCUCAUACAGAKUCAGGCAGAUACCAGUKGCAGGGAUCAUUUGUUUUUGCUCUCUCAUCAUACUGUUCUGUGUCAGUAAAGUCUAUGCCUCAUCAAGACGACAAAGGGCAACCAUCCAAGCACUACAGGAUUCCCUCUCGCAAGAAGAAAAAGACCAAGCACGAAAGCGACUGAGGGAKUUCAAGAACUACCUCUGUUUGGGAAUGGUKGUAUUUUCAAUGGUGAUCCUCUACAUACCAGCCUUGAUUACCAAAGUUAUUGCUGUGUCACUUGGUAAAGACGUCACCCCAGCUUUCCAGUACAUUAGCCAGUUUAUCUGGKURACGUGUAUCUAUCUUCAGUCACUUGCCAACCCAAUCAUCGUGUCUUUGCGGCUAUCAUAUAUCCGGAAAGGUGUGUUUAACAAGUUACUUUGUAGAUAUUGA